Messenger RNA from Impatiens glandulifera, 1674 nucleotides. RefSeq lists its product as uncharacterized. The transcript is spliced from 3 exons. Lineage: Eukaryota; Viridiplantae; Streptophyta; Magnoliopsida; Ericales; Balsaminaceae. Bases 467 to 1387 code for a protein of 306 amino acids. The record is from RefSeq and is a predicted model, not a curated record. Gene Ontology annotation, cellular component: membrane.
UCUCUUUCUAUGUUCUUCCCUCUUCUCUCUCUUUCUCUCCGUUCUCCACCAUUUCUGUUUCCAGCUUAGCUUGAUUUGGUCUAUUCCAGUUCUUGAAGACCAAGAGAAAGGAAGGAACAAAUCAUACUUCCAUUAUCGUGAUUCUCGAUCCUCAUCGUUAUCUUCCGGCUACAUUCUUCGCGAUUUGCCUACCACUCAUACUGUUAACUCUUCAAUUCUCUGUAAUACAGAUUCACUCAUUCAUAACAGGAACAACAAUUACGGUCCUUCUUAAUCUCAUGAAGACCAUUAUAGAGGAAUUGAUUUAUCAUUUGAAAGAGAGAGAAAAUGAUGAAUAUUCUUGGUGGUGGUCGGAUCCCUCGCAUUUACUAGGAUUCCAAAGGAGAAAGAAAGAAAGAAAGAAAGAAUUGCAACGGAUUAAAGCUUUUUCUCAUCUGAGUUGGGUUUUAGCUGAUUUCAGUUAUCAAUGGGGCUUCUCCAUAGAAGAAGUCUCACUAUCAUACUCUCGAUGUGGAUCUUGUGGUUACCGAAUCUGAAAGCUCAACCGCCAGGAUCCUAUUCUACUGCUCAAAAGAACCUAGAUGCAAUUCUCCAGGACUAUGCAUAUCGUGCAUUUGUUAAUCCAAGAACUGGCAUUCCAUUCGAUGGGUCUGUUCCAUCAAACCUAACCGGGAUUACAAUUUCAGCAAUGAGGCUUAGAAGUGGUAGCCUAAGGAGUAGAGGAGUAAAGACAUACAAAGAGUUUGAAAUUCCAAAGGGUGUUAUCGUGCAGCCAUAUGUAGAAAGGCUAGUAUUAGUUUACCAAAACCUAGCCAAUUUCUCUGCAUCAUACUAUUCAAUAUCUGGCUACACUCAGUUAGCUCCUGUACUUGGUCUCCUUGCUUACGAUGCUUCAAACUUGUCUGCUACGAAUUUGCCUGAAUUGUUUAUUAAUGCUUCUAAACAGCCUAUAUCGAUAAGAUUUCAGAAAAUCGAUUCAGUUCCUGAUGGAUCUGUUGCAAUGUGUGCUUGGUUUGAUUUGCAAGGUGGGGUUAAUUUCAGUCAUGUUGAAUCAGACAACACAUGUUUGACAUCUCAACAGGGUCAUUUCUCUAUUGUGGCUAACUUUACUGCAGCACCACCACCACAAAGAAAAGGGGAAAAGAAAAGUAGUUCUAAAACAUGGAUAAUUGUUGGGUCUGUGGUGGGUGGUUUGGCAUUGAUUCUUUUGUUGGUUUUGGUGGCAAUUUGUAUUGGAAGAUAUAUGAGGAAUAAGAAAAUGAAAAGAAUGGAAAGAGCAGCUGAGGUAGGAGAAGCAUUGAAUAUGACUUCAAUUGGGAAUGUGAGAGCUCCAUCUGCAAUGAGUACAAGAACCCAACCUAUGAUUGAACAUGAUUAUAUUCCUUAAGCUGAUCCUGCUCCUCUUCCUCCCUGCCCUGCCUGCCAUUGAUCUACAUGAUUAGGUAAUUCUUUCACACACCAAUUUUUGUUUUUCUGCAUUGAUGUUGUUAUUGUUCUUGGUAUAGUUCCCAAUUGAGUGCAAGUUCUAUAUACUGUGUUAGAGUGUAAAUGAAAUUCAAUGUUUUUUUCUUACAUUACAUAAUGGUGUGAAGAAAAUUGCUGUCCAAUUAGACAGAUUAUAUUUUCAUGAGAAUCUCACUACAGAUCUCUUGUAAAUCUCUUUGAUUUUCUUAA